Molecule: messenger RNA, 2033 nt
Organism: Schistocerca piceifrons (Central American locust)
Lineage: Eukaryota; Metazoa; Arthropoda; Insecta; Orthoptera; Acrididae
Product: alpha-tocopherol transfer protein-like
Exons: 7
Coding region: 95-1084 (329 amino acids)
Cellular component (GO): membrane
Molecular function (GO): phosphatidylinositol bisphosphate binding
Source: RefSeq, a predicted model, not a curated record
GCAUCGCCUUAGCAGCCGCCAGUAGGCAGAAAAGCUCCGCUGGGUGAGUGUGGUGUUUGGAUUCCGUUGCACGUUAAUUGUCAGUAGCAUAACGAUGUCAUUGCGAUCUGAAGGUGGUCAGUACCAACAACCUUCUACGAGUGCCAGCGACCUCUCAGGUCUGGCCAUGGAGUUCACGCCGCCCACAGCCGAACAAAUUGCCCGAGCUCGUCAGAACGUCGAUGCCGACGAAAACAGCAUUAAGGAGGCCAAGGAGAUUCUCCUAAGCUGGCUGAAGACACAGCCGCAUUUGCCCGAUGCCAUAGAUGAGGUUCGGCUGGAGCGGCUGUACCUCAACUGCAAGUGCAGCCUGGAGCGCACCAAGGUGGCGCUCGACGCGUACUUCUCGCUGAGGAGUCGCCUGCCGGAGUUGCUGCAGGAGAGGGACCUGCUGCGGCCCGACUUGCAGGCCAUGGCCCAACACGUGAUGCUUUUUCCGAUGCCACGUCUCACACCAGAGGGGUACCGUGUCCACCUGUCUCUGGGGGCAGUCAGUGAUCUGUCAAAAUAUAACCCGGACGCGUACGUCAAGCUGUUCCUGAUGAUGCUGGAGGUGCGCCUGGCUGAAGACCUGACGCCGGGCGACGUCUACGUCAUCGACUGCGGCCAGUUCACCAUGGCCCACAUUGCCUCGUUCGGACCGGCGCGAGUGCGCAAGAUAGAGAUGUGCGUCAGGACGGCGUACUGCUCUCGAAUAAAGGCACUCCACUUCGUCAACAUGUCACAAGUUGUUGACUUACUGUACAAGAUUGUUGUCAACUCUUUUUCGUCAAAGCUUGCUAAAAGGGUGCACGUGCACUCCAAGGCGGCCAACGCACUCCUGGACCACUUGCCGGCGGAGUGUCUGCCAGACGAGCUGGGCGGCAACGCCGGGCCUGCCAGAGACAUUUGGGAAGCGUGGCAGUCGAAGCUGUUGUCGUACAGGGACUGGUUCCUGAAGCAGGACAGCGUGACGUCUGACGAGACAAGGCGGCCUGGCAAGGACCCCUACGGCGAAGGACUCUUCGGCUGUGAAGGGUCUUUCAGAAAAUUACAGCUGGACUGAUAAGCGCUUGGACAGGAGGGGCCUCACACACAUUCGGGUUGCAUGCUCUUGCCGUUGAGUAGCAUCGAUAUACGCUUCAGUUCCUGCAUUUAUCAAAAUAGGCACGCACCAUUCCUACAGAUAAAAAAGAAAACGCACAGGGAUAAGGAAUGUAUUUAUUUAUAUUUGCUAUAGUGAAUACCAUUUGUUCUUAAAGUGUAUGAUGCAUAUUUAAUCAUGGAACUCAUUUUCCAACAAUUUAUGGGCAUCAGCAUCUGUUGGAAGAAAUAACGUCUCUCAACAAACGCUUUUGUACGAACGUAAGUGUAAACUUAGUCACCAAUAUUUGGUAAAAAUUUAACAGUGGUGAUGGUGUACUACCCUUGAAAAGUUUCCUGGAGGACAACUACAAUAUGACCGAUUAAGAACAUAUGUAAUUUCUUUGAGAGUUCAAAACCAUCUACGUAAGUGAUAGACACGUAGACGGUAGUGUAGAGAACAUGCUCGUCAUUUGCGUAAAACCAAAUGUUGUACUACAAAAUAUGGAGAAAAAUACAGUUUAAAGAACUGUCAACGAGAUAAAAAUAAGCUCUUUGUACAAACCAACAUCACUUCCCUAACGUACGUUCGUUCCCUUUUAAAUGAGCCUCAUAAGUCAUAAGGAAACGAAAACUGACUUACUAGCUGAGUAUUCCGCAGCUGUUUGGCGACGGUGUACAAUUAUUUGUCAAAAGAUAAAUAAAAUCGAAUACCGACGUUCAGUUGGACCACGAAGGAAAUUAUUGCAGAUAACCUUAGGACAGAUACCAAAUGUUUACUGACAAGAGACAGAGAAGAUAGCGACGGCGUAUCAGAUAUAAGAAGUUACACAUGAACUUACAUGACCUCAGUGUUCUCACAUUUUAGUACCCGCCAUGUAACGGAAUUUAGCAGAGCUAUAAUAAAAGCGUAAGAAUUACAUUAACAUCAA